CCCAACCCAACCCUUCCAAAAGAGAUUGGUGGCCCAUUGAACGAAACUGGUCUCAAACUCGACGACAUGUCGUUCCGACUCCCUAGUUUCAGACUUUUGGCGAUGAACGAACCACGUGACUGAGGUCUGAGAGGUCAAAAUCCCGACGCCGAUACUUCCUCAGGCAGAGGGUUUCGUUCGUUUCUCAACCGCCGAGCAAGAAAAAAGAAGCUUGAAAGCAUAUCAAGGUCGAAAGCACUGGAAGACAUGGUGGCGAUCUCGCUUUACAGGGGGAAUCUCCACCGGGUCCCCGACGCCCCUCGUCGAUGGCUAAUGCCCACCCGCAGCCUCUCCCUCAGGGACUUCAAAUCCCUCCUCAACCGUCGCUCCAGGGCUCUUUCUCACCUCCGCCCCUCCUCCGCCGCCGUCGUUGUCCCAGUCGGUACUACCUCUAACCCUAACCCUGACCUUACCAAGCUCGAUUCCAAGGAAGUCGGGGAUCCUCCUACGCCUCAAUUGAGGGAGAUAAAAGCUGUUGAUGACGAUAAUCAUCGCUGCGAUGAGGAAGAAGGGGCUCCCGGCAGGGCUGGAGGAGAAGGUGCUGAAGCGGACCGGCGGUUGUUGAACGGUGGAGAUUGCUCGAUGAAGCUGGAGGAUGCGGCUGUUGAGAAUCCUGAAGCAGUUGAGAAAGGUGGAGUUGAGGUUGUUAAUGGUGAUGGAGUUGUGCAGGCUUUGCUCGCCGUGAAGGUGGAGGAAUCGGCUGAACCUAGUGCUGAGGGAAAAGACGAACCUGAGCUGUCCGACGAAAAAGCAAAAAGGAAAAAAGAGGUCGAGGAGAAGUUGGAAGUUUUGAAUGCAAAGAAGCAUAAUCUAGUGCAACUUCUAAAGCAGUUACUAAAUGCUGAGGAAGAGUUGAAGAGGCGAAGCACUAUGCAAACAAUGACAACUCGUCCAUCUGGUUCGCUUCAGGUAGAUGUCACAAAUGAUUCUGGGUCAUUGACCAGACACCUCACUCCUAGGAUGGGGUCUGAGGUUAAUCUUGGGGCAGAUAUGGAAGGAGCUGAAAAUGAAGAUGUUUCGAAUCAAAACGUUCAUUCUCGUCAUUUACAAAGAAUGAGCAGUACUUCUCCAUCUUCAGAGUCUCCCCUUAGAAGACCUCCCUACAAUGUGGUAAAGGUUCCGCCCCUCCCAUCUCGAACAAGUUUGGGAGCCAGCCCAUCGCGGUUUGCACCAACAGGGCAACAACAUCAUCCGGCAAACCCACCACCCACAGUAUCCAUAUCUGGAACGAAUUACGCACCGUCUUCUCCUUCCCCUGCAGCAUCUGGUGGCACCUCAGCAUUUCGGGAUGCUCGCCAACCUAGCCCAUGGAACUAGAUCUAUCUCGACAUCUUAUCUCUGUAUGGAUGAUGAAGUGCUGGAAUUCUGAAAGUUUAGCAGUCAUCCAAGCACACUACCAUGGUUCAUCCUCCUUGGCUGAUUCUCAUCCUGUAGCUCUAGAACUUGUGGCAGACUAAAGGAUAUCCAACCAUCUUCAGUGCUGUAUAUUUGUAGUCUGCAACUCCCAUUUGAGUGUAUUUGUGCACCUUAUUUGUAGCUAGUUAUGAUAGGUAAUAGUCGUCUCUGGUUGCUCCUCUAAACAGAGCAUUGAUGAGAGAUGUACACUCUCUUGUUGUUCGUUGAUGAACUAUCACUGCGGUGGGUUAACAUGCUUGUGCAAUCAAAGUGUUGCCAGUUCAGUCUUUCUUACUGCCCCAUAAAUUGAAUCUUCUUCCACGGGUUUAACCAUCAUUACCUCACGGCCACUCAAGUCCUCUGGCCACCUGAGAUAGCCAGCUAAACGACUUCUGGCCACCCGCCCUUUUCAUCAAUAGGACAUCCCUUUUCAGUCAGACCUGUCGCUGGCUAUACACUCCAGCGUCGAGUCCCAUCCAUAGUGUGACAAAAGCUCACUACGGACGGGUGGGCCAGGAUCUCCGCCUACGGGGCCCACAUGGAGAUGAGAAGCCCGAGAUCCUGUGUUCUGGAGAAGAAUCCAUCAGGAUAAUUCCUGUGGGGCCCUUCUCGACGGCCCAUUUUCUAAGCCCAAGAAGAAAGUGAGUGAAACAUCAUCGUUCGUGGGAGUAGGGUGGACCACCCACAUCAAUCGCUGCCCGCUCAGCUCAAAUCCCCAUGCCAGCUCGACCAGUUGAGCGUGUGGGAGGUCCCCACCACUUGCGGGAUGACACGACAGAAUGGCGAGGCUACUUGUCCGAC
Molecule: messenger RNA, 2235 nt
Organism: Linum tenue
Lineage: Eukaryota; Viridiplantae; Streptophyta; Magnoliopsida; Malpighiales; Linaceae
Source: the annotation of a GenBank genome assembly